Messenger RNA from Macrosiphum euphorbiae (potato aphid), 1167 nucleotides. The record is from the annotation of a GenBank genome assembly. Lineage: Eukaryota; Metazoa; Arthropoda; Insecta; Hemiptera; Aphididae.
AUGGAUAUUUAUAAGAUAUAUUUUUGGGUGAUGAUUCUAUAUAGUACACAAUAUUUUGUGUCAUCUAAAGAAACCUGGGAAAAAAUCAAAGAUAGUGGAUACCCACUUAAGAUGUAUGAAUACCAAACUGAAGACCAUUUUAUGUUAGGUAUGGAACGAAUGCCAUAUAGUAAAUAUGGUAACAAAACAAUCGGUAAACCAGUGAUCUUGUUAUCCGGUAUGUUUGCCACUUCAAUUGUGUAUGUAUCACAUAACAAAUCACUCGGUUACCUGCUAUCAGAUGCCGGAUUCGACGUUUGGCUUUUCAAUUACCGAGUUACGGGUAUGUCCAAAAAAAUUAAGGAUCCGAGGACAGGAAUAAUUCCUAAAUUAAGUAGUUUAAAUUGGGAUUACAGCUUUCAUGAAUUAGCUAUUUACGAUCUACCAGCCGCCAUUGAUCUUGUAAUAUCUGUGACUGGGUAUUCUCAAGUUGACGUUGGGGGUGUUUCUCUCGGAGGAACCAUACCUCUAAUUACAUUAGCUGAAAGACCAGAGUACAAUAAAAAAGUCAGAAAUUUAGUCCUGAUGGCGCCAGCUAGUAGAAUGGGAUCUGGAUACCAAGGUUUACCGUUCUACUUUAUUAGAGCACUUCUUCGGAGAUUCCUAAAAACGGAUUUCAAUGUUCGUUACAUAUCACUUAACAGUGAUCCAGAUAAUGUUGCAGUUGGACAAUUGUGUAGACUUAAAAUGUUUGGAUUCAUUUGCGUUCAAUCGAUGAACCUUAUACAAGGAAUGUAUCAUCCCCUUCAUAAAGAACCCGUCAUAGAUGUAUUUACAACUUAUCCGCAGCCGACAUCAGUGAAAUCGGUUAAACACUAUUUUCAAUUAAUAUUAUCAGGUCGAUUUACUAAUUAUGAUUAUGGACCAAUUGGAAACAUGGCACAUUACCAUUCCAAACAAGUUCCAGAGUAUGACAUAAGAAAAAUUACAGCUCCAGCUAUCAUCAUGUACUCGAAAGGGGACAACCUUGUGCCUCCUCAGGACAUUAAAUGGUUACUGAACAAUUUACCAAAUAUUAAGAGCACACUUUAUAUCGACAAAAUAAAAUUCAGUCAUCAGUCUUUUGUGAUGGACAAAAUCUCACAUUUAGUUAUUGGUCCAUACAUAGUGAAACAAUUAUCAUCAUAA